CAGAAUUCAGCACUACGUGGCAAUGCCUAGAAGUUGGAAUAAUGGCAGGAUGUACUAUUUCUCCGCUGGCUUUUACAUGGCAAUGGAAGUAAUUAUUAGGGCAUCUAAAUGGGUAGUGGGAGGAGAGCGCUUGGCUUCAGGAAUACAAUUACCACCAAUUCGAGCAUACAUGGACGAUAUGACAACCAUGACUACAACAGUAGCCUGCACUAAUCGAUUAUUGGGCAAGUUAACCAAUAACAUCGAAUGGGCGCGAAUGCAAUUCAAGCCCACUAAAUCAAGGAGCAUCUCUAUAGUUAAAGGUAAAGUGGUAGAUAAAACGUUCUUCAUUAAUGGUGAGGCAAUACCAACAGUGUCUGAGAAGCCAGUGAAGAGCCUUGGGAGAUGGUACGACGGAGAUCUAAAGGACACAGUUCAUGUGGGAGAAGUUAGACAACAAGUGGUGGAAGGGUUGAAGAGCAUAGACAGCAGCGCUUUACCAGGUAAAUUAAAACUCUGGUGCUUUCAGUUUGGCCUACUACCAAGGUUGCUCUGGCCACUGACUGUGUAUGAGGUUUCUUUGACAGCAGUAGAGAAGCUGGAAGCUUUAAUCAGUUCAUACAUCAGGAAAUGGUUGGGAGUUCCACGCUGCCUCAGCAGAGUGGGGCUUUAUGGUAAAGGAAUACUGCAGUUACCUGUCUCCGCUUUAACCGAGGAGUUUAAGUGCGCCAAGGUCCGACUGGAAAUGACAUUAGUAGAGUCACGCGAUAAAUGCGUAAGGGAGGCAGCACCUGUGUUGAAAACUGGAAGAAAGGGGGUGGCAAAGAAAGCUGUGGAGGAUGCAAAGGCUUCCCUUCAAAUUGGUGAUAUUAUGGGGCAAGUUCAGCAUGGAAGAGGGGGUCUUGGUUUCAGUUCAGGUCCUCCUACAUGGCACAAGGCAGCCCCAGCGCAACGGAGGAAGCUUGUAGUUAAUGAGGUGCAAAAGCAGGAGGAGAAGAUGAGGUGUAUAAAGCCCAUCUCUAAGGCAAGCAGGGAGAAUGGAUGAGAUGGGAGAGUGUGGAACAACAUAAGAUUGGCUGGCAAGACCUAUGGGCAAUGAACAGAGCAGGAUCGGUUUCCUUAUAAGGUCAACGUAUGAUGUUCUCCCAUCACCGCAGAACCUAAACCUUUGGGUAGGAGAGGAUCCCUCGUGUCCUUUGUGUUCAUCAUCUGCAACAUUAAGGCACAUUUUGACAGGAUGCAAGGUGGCUCUUAGCCAAGGACGGUUUAUUUGGCGCCACAACCAGGUGCUGCGAUGUUUGGCAUUAGCAUUGGAAGACAGGCGUAACAUGACCAAUAAGUUGCCACCUGUUCCAUCAAAACAGUACAUACAAAAGACAAUAUUCCUCCGUCCAGGAGAGCAACCACCAAAAGGUGUUAAA
Messenger RNA from Ictalurus furcatus (blue catfish), 1400 nucleotides. RefSeq lists its product as uncharacterized. NCBI's taxonomy places the organism in Eukaryota, Metazoa, Chordata, Actinopteri, Siluriformes, Ictaluridae. The record is from RefSeq and is a predicted model, not a curated record. The transcript has a single exon. Bases 23 to 1024 code for a protein of 333 amino acids.